AUGGGGGUAGUGGAGGAAUUGAGGGAUGAUGUUGUGCAUUUUGUUUAUCUCACAGUUACUCGACCGGACAUAGCUUAUGCUGUUCAUCUUGUUAGCCAAUUUUUAUCAUCCCCACGAACGACCCAUUACGAUGCUGUUCUUCGUAUUCUUCGCUAUGUCAAAGGGACUUUGUUUUAUGGUCUCCACUACGCUGCUCAUUCAUCCUUAGAGCUGCGAGCUUACUCUGAUGCAGAUUGGGCUGGAGAUCCUACCGAUCGUCGUUCUAUCACAGGCUAUUGUUUCUUUCUUGGUGAUUCCCUCAUCUCUUGGCGCAGUAAGAAACAAACUGUUGUUUCCCGGUCAAGUACUGAAGCCGAAUACCGUGCUUUGGCAGAUACCACCCAGGAACUCCUAUGGCUGCGAUGGCUACUUACCGAUAUGGGUGUUCACCAUUCCACUGGUACUACCCUUUGUUGUGACAACCAGAGUGCCAUCCAAAUUGCUCGCAAUGAUGUCUUUCAUGAUCGCACCAAGCACAUUGAAAUUGACUGUCACUUUGUACGUCAACAUGUUGCUAGCGGCACUCUUCGUCUUCUAUCAGUAUCGUCAUCUGAUCAGACUGCUGACAUUUUCACCAAGGCGCACCCUCCUGGGCGUUUUCAUGACCUAGUUUCCAAACUCAAGUUGGUCUCUACUUUACCACCUUGA
Messenger RNA from Rhododendron vialii, 687 nucleotides. Its product is annotated as secreted RxLR effector protein 161-like. The record is from RefSeq and is a predicted model, not a curated record. The coding region runs from base 1 to 687 and encodes 228 amino acids. NCBI's taxonomy places the organism in Eukaryota, Viridiplantae, Streptophyta, Magnoliopsida, Ericales, Ericaceae. The transcript is spliced from 2 exons.